Molecule: messenger RNA, 243 nt
Organism: Truncatella angustata
Lineage: Eukaryota; Fungi; Ascomycota; Sordariomycetes; Amphisphaeriales; Sporocadaceae
Product: cytochrome c oxidase biogenesis protein Cmc1-like protein
Exons: 2
Coding region: 1-243 (80 amino acids)
Source: RefSeq, a predicted model, not a curated record
AUGCAUCCGCACUUGCAUACAAAAGACAACGUCGCCUGCGAGGAGGUCAUGACGGCCCUUGAGGAAUGCCACGCCCGCGGUUUCCUGUGGAAGUCGUUAGGCAUGUGUAGCGACACGAAGCAACAGGUCAACAUGUGUCUGCGAGCCGAGAGACUGAAGCGCACGGCAGUGAACCGCGAGAAAGCCAAGGCUAAGAGGGACAAGAUCAACAAGGCGUGGGCCGAGAUUGACGAGAACUCAUAA